This is a messenger RNA of Aaosphaeria arxii CBS 175.79, 1854 nucleotides long. Its product is annotated as inosine-5'-monophosphate dehydrogenase-like protein. Gene Ontology annotation, molecular function: IMP dehydrogenase activity. The record is from RefSeq and is a predicted model, not a curated record. The transcript is spliced from 3 exons. Gene Ontology annotation, biological process: GTP biosynthetic process. The coding region runs from base 43 to 1680 and encodes 545 amino acids. Gene Ontology annotation, cellular component: cytoplasm. Lineage: Eukaryota; Fungi; Ascomycota; Dothideomycetes; Pleosporales.
CUUCGCAACUUCCACCUUUUACUACACACAUCUUAGCCCGGAAUGGCUCCCAUCACCAACGGCGACUCCAUGGAGCACUCCUCCACCAAGGAUGCUCUCGACUACACCAAGGCUCUUGAGAUUCUCAAGAGCGAGGCUCGCGAUGGCAUCGAUGUCAAGACCUUGCUCGACUCCAAGGCCAACGGUGGCCUCACCUACAACGAUUUCCUGAUGCUUCCCGGCUACAUUGGUUUUGCUGCUUCGGAUGUUUCCCUCGAUACCCCAAUCACCAAGCGAAUCACACUGAAGACUCCUUUCGUGUCUUCGCCAAUGGACACCGUCACCGAGCACAACAUGGCUAUCCAUAUUGCGCUUCUGGGAGGUCUCGGUGUCAUUCACCACAACUGCUCACCAGACGAGCAGGCUGAGAUGGUUCGCAAGGUCAAGCGUUACGAGAACGGCUUCAUCCUUGAUCCUGUUGUCAUUUCUCCCAAAACUACCGUUGCUGAGGCGAAAGCCUUGAAAGAGAAGUGGGGUUUUGGUGGCUUCCCCGUAACAGAGAAUGGUACUCUCCGUUCCAAGCUCGUCGGAAUCAUCACUCCUCGUGACAUCCAGUUCCAUGACAACUUGGAUGAUCCCGUCACCGCUGUCAUGUCCACGGACUUGGUCACAGCACCCCAGGGUGUUGAUCUCAAGGAGGCCAACGGCAUCCUCAGCAAGUCCAAGAAGGGAAAGCUUCCCAUCGUAGACGAGAACUUCAACCUCAUUGCACUCCUCUCUCGUUCCGAUUUGAUGAAGAACCUCAACUACCCAUUGGCCUCCAAGCUCCCCCACUCCAAGCAGCUCAUCUGCGCUGCCGCCAUCGGAACCCGCCCCGAAGAUAAGAGCCGUCUGCAGAAGCUUGUGGAUGCUGGACUGGACAUCGUCAUUCUCGACAGCAGCCAGGGUAACAGCAUGUACCAGAUCGAGAUGAUCAAGUACGUCAAGGCCACUCAUCCUGAGAUCGAUGUGAUCGGCGGAAACGUCGUCACUCGCGAACAGGCUGCAGCUCUGAUUGCUGCUGGUGUCGACGGACUUCGUAUUGGUAUGGGAAGCGGAAGCGCUUGCAUCACCCAGGAAGUCAUGGCCGUUGGCAGACCUCAAGCUACUUCCGUCUACAAUGUCACCCAAUUCGCCAAGCGAUUUGGUGUUCCUUGCAUUGCCGAUGGCGGUAUCCAAAACGUUGGACACAUCGUCAAGGGUCUGGCCCUCGGUGCCUCCGCCGUCAUGAUGGGCGGUCUCCUCGCAGGAACCACCGAGUCUCCUGGCGUGUCUUUCGUCAACAACGACGGCAAGCUCGUCAAGGCUUACCGUGGUAUGGGUUCCAUUGAUGCCAUGGAGGAUAAGAAGGCUGGUGCUGGCAGCAAGGAUCCCAAGGCCAGCAACGCCGGCACUGCUCGGUACUUCUCGGAGGGCGAUCGCGUCCUUGUUGCUCAGGGUGUAUCUGGCUUGGUCCAGGACCGUGGCUCCAUCACCAAGUUCGUUCCUUACUUGAUGGCUGGUGUGCAGCACUCUCUCCAAGAUAUUGGCGUGCAGAGCCUCACUGAGCUCAGGCAGGGUGUCGUUGACGGCACCGUCAGGUUCGAGCUCCGAACUGCCAGCGCCCAGGCCGAAGGUGGUGUCCACGGUCUCCACAGCUUCGACAAGAAGUUGUACUCUUAGACAGAGGCAGCAUAAUGCAUAGAAAAAAAAGGCGUAUGGGUGGCUUGCUUAAUCGCAAUGUUUAUGAUUGAUGGUUUAGAUGAUUGGACAAGCUAGGAAGAGCAAAUGAUACCAAAUAUUUCCAACCACGUUACCGUGCAGUGUGUUUUUAUGAAUCGCGAUACAUGUUGUGCU